AUGUCCGGAGGCGCCUCCAAGCCGGCAAUACCAGCUUGGCAAAAAGCGCGAACAGAUACUACAGCGCCAUCGAGUCCUGCGGCGCAGACAGAGCCAUCGAGUGUGGAACCCGCGCCAUCUCACCCACCCGCCGAGCCUGAGAGUGCAAGCGAUGCAACGGACGAUGGACCUGUAGUCGAGCCAGCAUCGGCCGACUCCCAACUCAGCAUGGUCGACGCCUUCCUCGCCGACCCAUCAGUCAAAGACGCACCCAUCGACAAGAAGCGGGCGUUCCUCCAGAGCAAAGAAGUGCCCGUAGAGACCAUCGACAAAGUCCUCCCGCCAAACCAAGUGCCUGCGAUCCAGAUGGAUGACUUCGAGGCCUUUAAGCGACAGAGAGCCGUUCCCACCUUCACCACCACCCCGCAGCCCACCAACAAUACCAGCCCACCCAUAAUAACCUACCCCGAGUUCCUCCUCCAAGCCCACAAACCCCCACCCCUCAUAACACCCACCCGCGUCCUCACCGCCGCCUACGUCGCCGCCGGCGCUGCCACUCUACUCUACGGCGCGAGCAAGUAUCUCCUCGAGCCCAUGACCGACGCCCUCACCGAAGCACGACACGACUUCUCCACGCACAGUCAAAGCAAGCUAGACGAAUUCAACGAGCGCCUUAGCCGGCUCGUGAGCAGGCAACCCUCCCCACCCACCACCGCGCCAGAAAUCAAACUGGACGAAACCGACGACGUCGCGAGCAUAACCUCCGACCCAACCGAGCUCUAUCACCGCGACAUGGGCACCCAAACCUCCCCCCUGCCCUCACGACAGCCCUCCGACCCCGACGUCACCGCCCUUACACCCUCUGACAACCCCACCCCCACCCCCACCCAAACCACCACCCUAGAAACAAUCCACUCCCACCUCACCACCCUCCACACCUCCACCACCUCCUCCAUCACCGCGACGAAAGAAAGCAAAGACAGCAUGAACAAACUCCGCCACUACCUCGACACGGUCAUGUACGGCAGUCUGUUGGGGAAUGGGGGGAAUGGGAGUUAUGGGAGUAAUUUGUGGAUGAUGGAGCCGGAGGAGGCGGAGAGGCGGAAGAAGGAGGCGGCGGAGGAGGGGAAUGGCAAGGGGAAGGCGGAUGCGGUGGAGGAGUUGAGGAGGGAGAUUCGGGGGGUCAAGGGGGUGUUGUUGGGUGCGCGGCGGUUUCCGGGGACGGUGGGGGCCAGUGGGGGUGGUUGA
Baudoinia panamericana UAMH 10762 is the source of this 1227-nucleotide messenger RNA. RefSeq lists its product as uncharacterized. Bases 1 to 1227 code for a protein of 408 amino acids. The record is from RefSeq and is a predicted model, not a curated record. NCBI's taxonomy places the organism in Eukaryota, Fungi, Ascomycota, Dothideomycetes, Mycosphaerellales, Teratosphaeriaceae. The transcript has a single exon.